GUCGGAGACAAAGAAAAAAGUUAUUACUUUUUCUAGUCUGCCCAGCUUGAUGGUGGUCGACUCCCAGGCCAUAGUGACCCUGAGGUAGUUCAAGUCCUUGUGGGCCUCUUUCCCCCUCCCCAUGGCUCAGAAGACUUUAUGUGAAGAAUUGGAUGAACCCUCACAGGAUUUGGAUUACGAUAUUCCGGAUCACAAAGAUGCAAAUAGGUUCUUCAAAGUCAAAUGGUCUGCGGAAGAGGAUGAAAAGUUGAAGAAGUUGGUAAACCAAUAUGGCAAAAAUGAUUGGAGACUUAUAGCAAGUAAUUUUUCUAACCGAACUGAUCUUCAGUGCCAGCAUCGUUGGCUGAAAGUUCUGAAUCCAGAGCUUGUGAAAGGGCCAUGGACAAAGGAAGAAGAUCAGAAGGUAAUUGAAUUAGUUCAGAAACAUGGGCCAAAACGUUGGUCAUUAAUUGCGAGACAUCUAAAAGGUAGACUUGGGAAACAGUGUCGUGAACGCUGGCACAAUCAUCUCAAUCCUGAGGUAAAGAAGUCAUCUUGGACUAAAGAGGAGGACAAGAUUAUUUACGAAGCACACAAGGUCCUUGGCAACCGCUGGGCAGAGAUUGCAAAACUGCUACCAGGGAGAACAGACAAUGCUGUAAAGAAUCACUGGAAUUCGACACUGAAAAGGAAGGUGGAGGUGGAAGGCUACUUACAAGAUGGUAACCAGGAUAUGCCUAUGUUUUUAUUCACUCAUUCAGAGGAUGGUGAAAUCCAGUGUUUCAGGACCAAACUGUCUCAGACUUCUUCAAAACAUGAGCCUGUUUCUGUAGAACCACUUCCACAGCCGCCAUCUGUUACUAUAAAGCAGGAGGACAGUAUUGCUAGCUGGCUAGGCAAUAUUCUUGUGGAUAACACAUUACCUGGUGAUCAUGGACAAUCGUGCAUUUCUGAAACUCAGCAAGAUCAGUCAGCUUCUGAUCAAUCGCAGGAACAUAAUCAGUCUCCAGAAGAGGGUUCUGGCAGCAUGUUUCUGAUUGUAGAUUCUGGGACAAUAUUUUCUCCGCAGUCAGCCCCUGAAUUCUCUGAGCCUCUGGAGCCAAUCAAACGUGAUCCAGAUACGUGGUCUGAUCUAUCUUGCUUUGAUUUACCGGAGGAUCUUAUCAAACAGACUCCUGAUAAGACGUCACAGCAGAGUUUGACGGAAUAUCGCAUUGAUGCCAAUACCAUCUCCGACCUAAGCAAGAGUGCUAAGAAGGGUGAACUCAUACCCAUGAUCACCUCUCCAAUUGCAGGAAGCUUCAGUACACCACCAACGAUCCUGAGGCGCAAGAAGAAAACAAAAAUUACACUUUCACCUGUCAAUGAUAGCUAUGGGAAUAGCUUUGCUAUUUUUGAAAGCAGUACCAGCAGCAGCAUGACUCCAAAAAGUACUCCAGUGAAGACAUUGCCUUUCUCACCAUCACAGGUAAUGAAGUAA
Rhincodon typus (whale shark) is the source of this 1459-nucleotide messenger RNA. RefSeq names its product myb-related protein B-like. The record is from RefSeq and is a predicted model, not a curated record. Gene Ontology annotation, molecular function: RNA polymerase II cis-regulatory region sequence-specific DNA binding; DNA-binding transcription factor activity, RNA polymerase II-specific. NCBI's taxonomy places the organism in Eukaryota, Metazoa, Chordata, Chondrichthyes, Orectolobiformes, Rhincodontidae. Gene Ontology annotation, biological process: regulation of DNA-templated transcription. The transcript has 10 exons. The coding region runs from base 122 to 1459 and encodes 445 amino acids. Gene Ontology annotation, cellular component: nucleus.